AUGUCUUUCAGGUUUAAUCCUGAAUCUUUCAGGGACAACUCUUUCAAUGAGGAAAUUCGGGCGAAAUUAACCAAGGCGUUGAACUCGUCCUCCGGAUCGUCAACACCAACCAUGGUAGAGACUGCUUCCAGCGAGAAGGGUGCUGUUCAAGGUGCGAAAAUGGCUGCUGUGUCUAAUUCUGGCUCGUUGGGGGCCGCAACUGAUUCGGAGUCCACCAUGAGAUCGAGAAAACUGGAUAUUCUAAAAAGCGAUAUAAUUGUGAGUAAGGUGAACUUCCCAACUAUGCCGAAGCUUGAGAUUCUGGACCUCGAUAUCAGUGCUCAGCCGCGGUCAUUGGUAAAGGGAAUCUGCAAGAUUUCCUGCAUGGAUGCUAUGCUGCAGAUUCAGACAGAGAUCGAAGGGAACUUGUUACUUGUGUAUUCCGAAUACUCGCCAGAAUUCACAACACCAACUUUGAACUGUAAGGGCUCCUUCACUAUUCCUAUCACUAUGGUCUUCAGUGGAGUGCAGCUGGAGGCUAUAACCAAUAUCUUUGUCAAAAACUCUGGUAUCGGAAUCUCGUUCAACGAUGUAAACUUGGACUUUGACUUUAACUGUUCGAUCAAGAUUCUUCAAUCCACUAUUGAAAAGCGCUUGAAAAAAUCCAUGCAGUCUCUUUUCAAGGAUGUGCUACCAAAAGUCAUCUUCAACAUGUCCCAGUCGCUGUUUACCGCCGAAACUGGCUCUUCGAGGCCCACCGAAGCUGCCAGUGGCGAUGAGGAGGCAUACUCGAGCUCAACAGCACCAAAGGUGAUACUUGAAGAAACAGAUAUGCAGGAACUGUCAGCGGCCAACAUGCUCCGCUUAUCAACUUUAAUUUCCUCCCGACAGACUUUAUCGCUGCAGGCGACAGUGCUCAAUGUUCCCUCUACGAUACCUGGUUGUCUGGAGAGACAGAACUUGCAUCGCUUCAACUCUAGGAUUCCAUCCUUGUCGAAUUACUACGCUGCAUAUAAGGAUCCCGAGAGGCACGCAGCGUUGAUGAAAAGAACCAGUUCAACACUCGCCAUCCACCCUCCUUCCUCAUUGAGAAGCGAAAACUUGCUGCCUGAGAGAGUGUUACAGGAGAAUGCAUACGACUUGAAGACGAUUGCAAGUAUUCAAAGCCGCAUAUUUGACAGAGGUGCAGAUGACAAUGUUCGACCUCGUAGACGGAAACUUACUUUGAAAAGGAAAAAGAAGAGCAAAGAAGAGGUUCCCACCGAGGCUCCAGACUCAGGUAUCUCGAGUGGCACAGACACUUUUGUUGGCUCUCCAGAGCCAACUACUCCAGUUGCCGAGGACGCAAAUCAACCAACAACGGAAACAUCCUCCAUUCCUGCUAAUACUAUGCUGUCUUUGAAACUGCCAACAAGCAUAAGACCUAACUACCUUACACGCCUCGAGAGAACCCUACUUCCACUAGAAACCGGCCGCGAGAAAGCAACCGCAUCGAUAAACCCGCUCGAAGAGCCAGGUUUUUCACCUUACAGACCAGAACUACAUCGCUUGCACUCAUCUCUAUACUCCCCUUUGUCAAGGCAUGGUUCCAUGCUGAUAUCGAGCAAAGAAUUGUCCGAGCCAAAACAACUGCUCGACCCCAAAGGCCUGAACUUGCUUUGCCUGAACCGUCACGCUCGAAAAUGGGGCAAUGAGGAAGAACCACCACCAUAUCAGAUUUAG
This is a messenger RNA of Torulaspora globosa, 1701 nucleotides long. It is a transcript of the gene MDM34, whose product is annotated as ERMES complex subunit MDM34. Gene Ontology annotation, molecular function: lipid binding. Bases 1 to 1701 code for a protein of 566 amino acids. The record is from RefSeq and is a predicted model, not a curated record. The transcript has a single exon. Gene Ontology annotation, biological process: mitochondrion organization; phospholipid transport. Gene Ontology annotation, cellular component: ERMES complex. NCBI's taxonomy places the organism in Eukaryota, Fungi, Ascomycota, Saccharomycetes, Saccharomycetales, Saccharomycetaceae.